Schizosaccharomyces osmophilus is the source of this 876-nucleotide messenger RNA. Its product is annotated as parasitic phase-specific protein psp-1. The record is from RefSeq and is a predicted model, not a curated record. Lineage: Eukaryota; Fungi; Ascomycota; Schizosaccharomycetes; Schizosaccharomycetales; Schizosaccharomycetaceae. Bases 1 to 876 code for a protein of 291 amino acids. The transcript has a single exon. Gene Ontology annotation, cellular component: plasma membrane; fungal-type vacuole.
AUGGUUUUAGAACAAGAUGUUUUUGGUUACAUACCUAAUAAUAGACUAGCAGGAAUAGCCAUAGCUUUGUUCAUCAUUGCUUUUCUUCUGCAAAUAGGAAUGUUAAUAAAGAAGCGAAAAAACAUUGUUUGGGUGCCUUUAGUGGGAACAUUUGGAGAACUUGCAGGUUGGAUAUGCAGAGCUUAUGCUCAUUCUCAUUUUGAGGGCUAUUCCGCCUAUAUUGGACAAUCCAUUGCUUUGCUGAUAUCUCCAAUCCUUUAUUCAGCUGUAUUGUAUGUCUUGCUUUAUCAAUGGGCACUCAUAUAUGGUGCCCAAUUUUCCCUCCUUCCACCGAAGCUGUAUGUUGCUGUAUUUGUUACUGCAGAUGUUAUAGCUUUUCUUAUACAAUGUUCUGGUGGAGGAUUAUCCAGUAGCAAGUCUUCUCAGAACCUGGGGUUCGAUAUAGCACUCGGGGGUAUCAUUUUCCAGUUGUUGUCUACUAUCCUAUAUGUUGUAUUACUGGCAAUCUUUGUAUAUGGUGUAAUUAAAAAUAGGCCAAUGCGCAGGACAACUACUUCUUCGCCGGGCUCACCAAGGACGAAAACAAAUGAUUUGGCAUUUUUGUUUUUGAUAUUAUCAACCAUUGCAACUUUGGUCCGCAUUGUUUAUCGUGUCAUCGAGUUUGCAAGCGGUCGUCAAAGCAAAGUUGCCACUACUGAGCUGUGGUUUGCUCUGUUUGACUUUGUACCAAUGAUUAUUACUGCAUGUUUUCUUAUUCCUGCACUUUAUCCUUGCUUAUACGAGCAAGACUACAUAAACUUUCAUCCAAAUUUUCUUCCGCCCAACAUGUCUCAAUCAUCUGAAAUGGACGAAGUUUCUUUGAAUAAAGUUGUUUAA